This is a messenger RNA of Canariomyces notabilis, 752 nucleotides long. RefSeq lists its product as uncharacterized. Bases 33 to 749 code for a protein of 238 amino acids. The transcript has 4 exons. The record is from RefSeq and is a predicted model, not a curated record. Lineage: Eukaryota; Fungi; Ascomycota; Sordariomycetes; Sordariales; Chaetomiaceae.
AGACCGACAUCUUCACAUCAGGAGCGACGCAUAUGGCUUUGCUGCACAACUCAAUCCUCCGUGGCUACAACUCCAUCUAUCACCAGGCCCCGAUCGUCCUCGACCAGGACAAGGCCGCCUUUGUCGGCUACUGCCUCGCCUGGUACAAGUUCGUCAAAUCCCACCAUGACGACGAAGAGGCGACACUGUUCACCAUGAUGGAGGAAGUGCUGCAAGACCAGACAAUAUUCGAAGAAACACACAAGGAACAUGAGUCAUUCCUUGCUGGCCUGGCCGAAUUCGAGAAGUACCUCACAGCACUAAAAAGCCCCUCCGAUUUCUCGGGCGACGAACUGUUGCGCAUUAUGCGGGGCUUCCAAGCCGACUUUGAGAACCACUUCCACAGCGAGAUCGCCACAAUUGCCAAGUUCUCAGAACACCCCAACGCGCCCAAGGAGGGCACGCCCGAGAACGCAGCAGCGGCAGCCACGUUCAAGGCGUGGGGGAAGAGCACCGUCACAAAAGCCGGCGUGACCGACGUGGUGCCCUUUUUCUUGCUCAACCUGGACCGCACUGCUGAGGGGGGGAUGUGGGCCAACUGGCCGCCCAUGCCAGCGCCGAUUCGGUGGGGGCUGAUCAAUCUCGCGGGUUCGAUACAUUACGGCUGGUGGAAGUUUGCCUCUUGCAACGCUGCAGGCCAGCCUCAAGAGUUGUGGGCAUUCCGGGCUGCGGAUAUGAAGGCGCAGCGAGAAGCCCAGGCUAAGAGCUGAGGC